Molecule: messenger RNA, 1257 nt
Organism: Aegilops tauschii subsp. strangulata
Lineage: Eukaryota; Viridiplantae; Streptophyta; Magnoliopsida; Poales; Poaceae
Source: RefSeq, a predicted model, not a curated record
AUGUCGCAGCUGACGACCUUCCGCCAGGAGGCGCUGCCGGAGCUGGCGGCAGAGAGCGAGAACAUCGCCAUUCGGGCAUCUGCCCUUGCCGACUACGCUAACGUCGACGUCUUCUUCCCAGAGCGGGCAGAUGACGGCACCGUCGUUCCCCCCUCCUGGUUCGGCCUGGACCUGUCGGACGGGGAGGACUCGGUGGAGGAGAUCGCCUCCAGCGAUGAAGGCUUAGCAUUCCGAGGCCAUGACGAAUCAGAGGAGUCACAAAAUAAGGGAAAUUUUCAAGAGUUGUUGGAAUUGAACAUCAUAAACCAGGUCAGAGGCCAAUGUUAUGAUGGGGCUAUUGGAGCUUCUUGCAAAAGAAAGGAUAUGAUUGGAGAGAAACAUCGAGAGGAGGUAAUAAAAGCCAUAGGCUAUGGGCAGAUUACCACUGGCACAGGGUUAAAUCAGGAACAAACUCUUCAAAGAGCCGGUGACACACGUUGGGGCUCACCCUACAGGACCCUUUCAAGUCUAUUGAAAUUGUUCCCAUCAGUUAUGUCUGUUCUGAAAUAUGUUGAGAAGGAAGGCAAAAGUGAUAAGAAAUGUCAGUCUUUACAAAGGAAGGAUCAAGACAUCUUGAAUGCCAUCUCAUGUGUGAAGUCAACAAGAAAUGAGCUGCAAGAACUAAGGGAUAAUGGAUGGGACUCACUUCUUGAGAAGGCAUAUUCAUUUUGUGAAGAGCAUCACAUUGAGAAUGCAAAUAUGCAGAAGCAAUAUCUUCAAGAGUUUGAUGACCGCUUCAAUGAGGUAAAUUCUGCAUUGCUUGGGCACAUGGCUUCUUUCAACCCCAAAGACUCUUUUGCUGCUUUCAAUUUGGACAACUUAGUGAAGCUAGCUGAUUUUUAUCCGGAUGACUUUGAUUCAAGAAAAAUGGAUGAUCUUGGUCCUGAACUUCGCACUUACAUUGACAAUAUGCGAGCAGAUGAAAGGUUUGCCAAUUUGGACGGAAUUGCUGAUCUUGCUAAAUUAAUGGUGCAAACAAAUAAGCAUGUUACGUUUCCUUUGGUCUAUCAUCUUUUAAAGCUAGUAUUGAUAUUGCCAUUUGCCACAGCAUCAGUGGAGAGAUGCUUUUCAGCUAUGAAUGUUGUCAAGAAAAAAUUGCGCUACAAAAUGGGUGAUCAGUUCAUGAGCGAUUGCCUAAUUUGCUAUGUCGAGAAAGAUAUAUUUUCCACCGUUACCAAUGAUGUAGUACUUAAUAUUUUUAAGGCGAUGAAAGAUUGA